AUGCAGCACCGUCCCGGAGAUCCGGGUGCUAGGUAUGGGCAUCGGAUUUUUCCUGUACCUGCUGUUGGUUCUGUUCACAAUAUCCGUGCUUGUCACCCACCACGACAAGUUCCGAAUCGGGAAGCAACUUGGUUUGGCGCAUCUGAUCUUCCUCCUCCUCAUCAUUCUGCUACCAAAAAAGUCCACCGAAAAGGAGGAGUGCGGACCACGAACAGAUUCGCAGGGUCUGCUGACGUUGGUAAUGACGCUGAUGCAGGCUGUUUUCUCGUGCUUGGCGAUGCUGGGUGUGCAUUUACAACUGUGGGGUAA
Molecule: messenger RNA, 309 nt
Organism: Amoebophrya sp. A120
Lineage: Eukaryota; Dinophyceae; Syndiniales; Amoebophryaceae
Source: the annotation of a GenBank genome assembly